ACGUCAGCGUGACUUGAUUAAUAUUCAUAACGGGAGCCUUUGCCGUAGUGGGAUCUGUAAUUUCGCCGCUGUUAGGUUGUCAAUGUCUCAGAAUGAAGGUGGAUACUGUUGCAGCUGCGAUGAUGGGUUACCACUGCAGGUGAAAAUGAAAACAUCGUUACUUGGCGAUGUGAGAGGAGAGUUUGCCCAUCGUUGUCUCGGAUAUAAGUGACCGAGUGUGUGUCUGCAUGUGUGUGUGCAUUGUGUGUUAGUCUGCAGGAAUGUCUGUCCGUAUGUGUGUGUGGAUUAUAAGGAAGCGCAUUGUGACCAACCGGGAGCGGAUUUUUGCUGCAAUGACCCGUUCAAGCACAAAUUUCUGUCCCAUCGUCCGGCCUUCCCAUCCUCUCGGCCCAGACAUGCACCAUCUCGCCAUCUUUUGACUUGAUGAAGAUUCCUUACAUCGGUAAUGUGAUGAAUAAAUUUGAGGUCCUUGGGAUUGUAGGAGAGGGAGCCUAUGGGGUGGUCCUGAAAUGCAGGCACAAGGAGACAAAAGAGCUUGUGGCUAUUAAGAAGUUCAAGGACAGCGAAGAGAAUGAGGAGGUUAAAGAAACGACGUUACGAGAGCUCAAGAUGCUCCGGACGUUGAAGCAGGACAACAUCGUAGAGCUAAAAGAGGCUUUUCGGCGACGGGGGAAACUCUAUCUAGUGUUUGAAUAUGUGGAGAAGAAUAUGCUUGAGCUGUUGGAGGAGUUGCCCAAUGGUGCACCACCCGAUAAAGUACGAAGCUACAUCUUUCAGCUGAUCAAAGCUAUUCACUGGUGCCACAAGAAUGAGAUCGUUCACCGGGAUAUCAAGCCUGAAAACCUGCUCAUCAGCGCCAAUGAUAUCCUGAAGCUGUGCGAUUUCGGCUUUGCCCGUAACCUCUCUGAAGGAAAUGAUGCUAACUACACUGAGUAUGUGGCAACCAGGUGGUAUCGUUCACCCGAACUGCUUCUGGGGGCUCCAUAUGGGAAGGCGGUGGACAUGUGGUCAGUGGGGUGUAUUUUAGGAGAACUGAGUGAUGGGCAGCCCCUGUUUCCGGGCGAAAGUGAAAUCGAUCAGCUUUUCACCAUUCAGAAGGUGUUGGGCCCUUUACCACCAGAACAGAUGAAGCUGUUCUACAGCAACCCUCGUUUUGCCGGAUUAAGAUUUCCUUCAGUUAGUCACCCUCAGACGCUUGAGAGAAGAUACCUGGGUAUUAUCCACGGACUCAUGUUGGAUUUAAUGAAGAACCUGCUGUGCUUGAACCCGACCGAGCGCUUUCUAACAGAACAGUGUCUGAACCACCCCGUGUUUCAGGGUUUGAGAGGUUCAGAGCGACCAGCUCCACCCUCGCCCACCCCAACUCGCUCUUCGAAGAGAAAACCGUACCAUGGAGACAACACUAUCCCUAGCAGGAGUCAUGGCAGUAAGAGUUCAAGUCACCGACGUGCUAACAGUAAGGACUGCUCGUCGCUACCGCGCCAUGAAGAUCUCCACCGGAGUACCGACAAUUUCUUAAAUGGGAGCAACAUGCAGACGUCAUCCACCCUGAGCCCCACCCUACAUCCCAAGAGUUACCAGGCCCAGACCCUGAGCCGGUCUACCUCCUGCAGCAAAGACCUUGCCAACAACAACCUUCCCCACCUCCUCAGCCCCAAAGACACUAAAGGAAAGACAGAGUUUGAUUUCAACCUGGGGCCUAAAGCUGGAGGUGCCACUGCAUUGGCGGACACAUCCGGCGGAAAGUACCUCAAGUCCUCCAAAUCAGGACGGCACUCAUCCUUCUUAGAAGGGAAGACCAGCACGCUGCAAUCCGGGGACAAGCACAGUCGCCAUAAUUACAUGGAGUCUUCACACGGAUCCAUGCCUUCCACGUCCUCCUCCAAAAGUUCCUCGUCCUUCCUCAGCCUCUCCAAGAGCCACGGGGCACUGAACGACGCCAAGUCUGUGGGAAAUCUGGCCGAGACGCGUCUCCACCUGGAAGAUCCCAUGGCAGGAUCGGGCUCAGGUUCCCGGUACUUCCCAUCCAGCUGCUUGGAUCUCAACGCGGCUCCCGGGAGUCCCAGAGCGGAGCGGCACGCUGUGGCGGAACGACAAGGUCACAGCCCCAGCAGCCGGGGGAACGCACGACUAGAGGGGGGCACUCUGGACUCUCGCCGGUCUUCAGGACGGAAAAAAACACCAGAUGAACCCAAAGCUUCCGACACGUUGGACCCGAGCAGGGCUGCAGUAGCAGGGGGCGUGCACCCUCACAAUCUCCCCUCUCCGCACGAGUCCUACCCUUACGGUCUGGGCUACACCAGCCCGUUCUCUUCUCAGCAGAGACCUCAUCGCCACUCCAUGUACGUUCGGAGAGAGCGACAUCGGCCGCACGGCCAGGAGGUGAGCUUGACGGUCGGGCAGGGGGUUCCGACGCGUGCCAGCAGCUUACAGCUCCUCUCGCCCCAGCUGCAGCACAGGACGCUCCCACGACACAACACCAGUUCCUCUCGAGAAGAACUCACGCAAGAUCUCAGCAGCAGGAAUGACCAGUCUCCCAAAGAGAAGCCUCACUCCCGCCCACCAAUUAAAGAUUCUACGAGGGACAACACGGCUCCUUUCCACACCCAGCGCCCAAAAAAUGAGUGUGACCGACCUCUUGUACCCCAGACCGGGAUGUACCAUGACCCUCAUGUAGAAGAUGGAACCUCAUCCAAAGAGAACCGCAUUAUCUACAGUGACUCCAUGCCUCGUAGAGUAGGAAGUUUUUACAGAGUGCCCUCUCCACGACCUGACAACACGUUUCACGAGAGCACGGGGCAAAGCCGAGCGCCAACUGCGGCAGUAGAAACCACAUCCAGGACAAACCACCCCAAACGUCAGACCAAUUUCGACCCCUGGAAUAACUCUGAGGCCAUGGUCAUGAACCAACCAGAGGUCCCUAAACAAAAGGAGAAGCAGGGAUUCUUCAGAGCCAUAAAAAAGAAGAAAAAGAAAUCGCAACCGACGGACGGCAGCGCGGGAAGGAACCCGAGCAUCAGGAAAAGCCUUUUCCCCCUCUUUAACUCAAAGAAUAGCUUAAAGCAUAAUUCUUCUGUCAAAGUGCUCCCUGUUGUUCCUCAGCCCAUGAUUCCCGGUGACAGCCAGCAGGAACAGCUAGUUAUACAGAGACCGGUGAAAUCCUCCUCUCAUCAUAGCAGUCGACACCGCAACCGGGAUCGCGACCGGGAACGUGACCUGGAAAGGGACAGGGAGCGAGACCGGGACCGAAACAGAGAGAGGGAUCGUGAAAGGGAAAGAGACAACACUUGGCAACCUGAAAAGCAACCAGACAUUCAACCUCAGAACCAGCCUCUGAAGUCCCUCCGCAAACUCCUACACCUUUCCUCUCCCGCUACGUCUAACCAGCCGCCACCUCCCGAUCGCUCGGCUGAACUGCGCUUCCAUCCUCUCCCUAACCCCCCUUCCAAAGGGAACCUGAACGAAGGCAGAGGGCAUCCGGUGGGCAGCGUCACCCCCAAUACCAAGAGCCGCAAACCCCACAACUACCCUCUGCCAGGGCAGAUCGAAUCCAGCUGGCACGUCUCCGCUUUGACUCGAGCUGAGGGAGCACCGUAUCCGGAGCAAAUGGCAAAUAAAGGCGGGCAGAACGGUAUCGGCUUUACCAGACCUGCCCGCGCGAGAAUGCCAAACCUCAACGAUCUGAAAGAAACGGCUCUUUAGAGGUGACCCUCGGUACUUGGUCUCUUAUUUCCUUCUCGGCUACCUAUGGAAUGCUACACGAUAUCGAUCAUACAGUGGUACACAAUGCCACUUCUAGCCAGAAGGUGGCAAUAGUUAUGUCUCAGAUUUGUUUUAUAAAAGCAUCCACAUUUGAUAGAAUUUGUAUUAUUGUUCAUUAUUACAUCUGGGUUCAGUUUUCUGUUGAAUAUCUUACUGAUGAUGAUGAUGAUAUGAAUUUAUGUAUUUGUAUAUGGAAAUUUAGGGAUGGGGAAAUCUGUGGAAUUGUAAGAGCUUUAGUUUAUACACAAGAGAAUGUAUAAAUAUUUAAUGUGUAAUAAUUCUAUAUUUCACGAAGAUUAUUUAAUGAAUUAUCGGUGUUAUAAUGUACAGAGUGCAUUUUAUGGUUGUAACAGAAGUACUUAUGCUUUAAAUUAUUUUCUUCUCUUUGUUGAACAUUGUUUUCUGAUAUGAAUUUUCAGACUACAGCAGGUCUAUAUUACAUACUGGAUCAUACUGCAGGUUCAAGAAUAAAUCCUUCCCUCAAGGUUUUGGACUUCUCCGCAUUAAAAGACACAUAACGGCAUAUCAGCAAUUACUGAUUCUGCUUAACCAGGUUCUGUAAUACUUUUCAGGCAAGACCAUUAAAUCAAAGUCCCACGA
This is a messenger RNA of Misgurnus anguillicaudatus (oriental weatherfish), 4362 nucleotides long. It is a transcript of the gene cdkl5, whose product is annotated as cyclin dependent kinase like 5. The record is from RefSeq and is a predicted model, not a curated record. Gene Ontology annotation, cellular component: dendrite cytoplasm; nucleus. Lineage: Eukaryota; Metazoa; Chordata; Actinopteri; Cypriniformes; Cobitidae. Gene Ontology annotation, biological process: regulation of dendrite development; positive regulation of axon extension; protein phosphorylation. Gene Ontology annotation, molecular function: protein kinase activity; ATP binding.